Messenger RNA from Dichomitus squalens LYAD-421 SS1, 551 nucleotides. RefSeq names its product mitochondrial/chloroplast ribosomal protein L54/L37. Gene Ontology annotation, molecular function: structural constituent of ribosome. The record is from RefSeq and is a predicted model, not a curated record. NCBI's taxonomy places the organism in Eukaryota, Fungi, Basidiomycota, Agaricomycetes, Polyporales, Polyporaceae. The coding region runs from base 1 to 381 and encodes 126 amino acids. Gene Ontology annotation, cellular component: mitochondrial large ribosomal subunit. The transcript has 3 exons.
AUGUCUUUCGUCCAAGCUCUCCGACGACAAGCACGACUCAACGCCUUCUGGGCACCCCGGAGAUGUCUCGCUAGCCAGAGCGCACCCGCCGCAGCGUUGGCAGCAUCCCCAGACUCGACCGGCGCGUCACCAAAAGCCAGCGGUGCCCCCAAAGCCUUUUCGGCAUGCCCGGAAAACAUGGUCAUGCAGGGCCUUAACUAUUUGAAGGGUCAGCCAGAAGUCGUCGCGCAGGCGGACGAUGCGUACCCGCCAUGGCUCUGGACAAUACUCGACAAGAAAGAGCUCCCCGACGAUGGACCUGGAGGCUUGGCCGAGAAGAAGCGGUUGCGUAAGGCGAACAGGCAGCGCAUACGGGAUCAGAACUUCAUGAAGACUCAGUGACGGGCUAGGGGCUCGCUUGGAUGGGAUUCGAAUUGCUACCACGUAUAUGUAUUGACACUGCUAAUCACUACUUCCACUGCUUUCACGUCACUGUCUACAAUCUGUGUCCCCAUCUACCUGUUGAGCUGGAAGCUAAGGAACGGUUGGCCGGAGUACGGACAGGAGAUCCG